Talaromyces atroroseus is the source of this 2046-nucleotide messenger RNA. RefSeq lists its product as hypothetical. Lineage: Eukaryota; Fungi; Ascomycota; Eurotiomycetes; Eurotiales; Trichocomaceae. The coding region runs from base 1 to 2046 and encodes 681 amino acids. The transcript has 2 exons. The record is from RefSeq and is a predicted model, not a curated record.
AUGGAUAAAACAGACGACAGCCUCUGCGCGCAGUGCAAGACCCUGCCAACCCUUCGAGAACUCAGAGACACCUACACUCUGCACGAGACCUUUCACGAAUUCCAGUCAUGCCGCUGUUCGUUCUGCAGCUGGCUCUACAGAGUGCUUCUGGAAGAUGUCAAACUCGACUACGACAGAAUGGCUGCCUCCGACUCGCCUGUUGAGUUGUACGCGUCUCUGGACCAAGCCUCGAAUUUCGAGUUGCCAGCUCUCAGUGUCAGGAUGGACACUUAUGGCGCUGAGCUGUUUGUGCUCGCACGGCCAGAAAACCCAGCGGCCGAGUACAUCAGCGGCCGGAUUAUUGAGCGUGACUCAUCGUCCAACGACGCAAUCAACCUUGUCAAAUCCUGGGCUGCGCGCUGUCAAAAUACCCACCCGGAGUGCAUCUCAACAGGCGACUUCGCGCUGCCCACCUACCUGGUUGACCUGGAAGGAGGAAGCAGGGGAAGAAGAAACCUGCGUGUGAUCCAGACAAGUGCAGACCAACCCGAUCGAAAAUACAUCACUCUAAGCUACGUCUGGGGCGUAGCAGCGCAGCCCGUAAUGCUAACCCAAGCCACCAAGACCAGUCUAAUGGAAAGCAUCCCCGAAACCAGCCUACCCCAAACUCACCGCGACGCAAUCCAGGUUGCGCGCUGGCUGGGUAUACGCUAUCUCUGGAUCGAUGCGCUGUGCAUCAUCCAGGAUGGCAACAAGGAGGACAAAAUGAAAGAAAUAGCCCGCAUGGAUCGGAUCUUUGGGAAUUCCUAUCUCACCAUUCAGGCUACUCGAGCCGGGUCCGUACAUGACGGGUUUCUGGGGCCGAUCAAAAGCCCCAGUACGGCACCGGAGAUCCCGUACCCUCUCAUCAGGGCCCCGGAUCGGGUGUUCCUGCACACGAGGCCCAUGGGCACGACAUAUGGACCGGGAGAUGCGAGAGCGUGGUGCUACGAGGAGAGGAUCCUGCCGCGCCGAGUCCUUGUCUACGGUGACAAGACGCUCGAGUUUCGAUGCAUCAAUUCCCGAUACGACGAUUUUGGGCGGGUGUCCAAUUUCACAACGCAGGGUCCGGCGUCGUUCUGGAGACCCAAGCCAUGGUAUGAAAAUACUUCUGUGCCGAGGGCAGCGAGGUCCAAGGAUCCGGUAUUGGAUAAAUUGAAGCUCUGGUAUUGGAUGCUGGAUAUGAAUUACACGCCUCGUCUACUGACGAAGUCUGGCGAUCGUUUACUUGCUAUCGGCGGUAUUGUGCGACAGCUGCUAGAAUGCAUUCCUGGCCCUUAUAUUGCUGGGUUGUGGCAGGUGGAUUUGCCAUGGGGCUUGUUAUGGCAGUGUCGUCGCGGCAUGACGAACCAGGUCUUGGGCCCCGAGGUUCUGAGGGCUACCGGCUACUUGGACAGGCCUACGGGGAUGUCGAUGACUCGUCCAGAGGAUUAUAAGCAGCAGCAACAGAGAGCCCCCUCGUGGUCCUGGGCAGCAUUGGAUGGAGGCACCCAUCAUCCAUCAAUUGCGCAGAGAUAUGCCCUUGAUUCAAAACGGUAUACGAGCAGCAUUAAGCGACGAGUCUUUGCCAAGUUCGAACGAAUACCGCAUACACUUGGUGGAGAAAGUGACUUGAGAGGCCUGGGGGAGCUCGAAGAGGAUGCAACUCUACGCAUUUCUGCUCCGCUAUAUACGAUGGAUAUAGUAUACAAGGAUGACGAAAGGUGGAAGGGGUUUGAUCAGCGAAUAGGACGUGGGAACUGGAGAUCAAGGCCUUACAUGAUUCUCCAUUCUGUGGUGGGUGGCAAUGCAGACAUUGAAACCAGGUGGGAAAACGUACCGAUAGGUGCUGUGCAGCUGGAUCUCAGCGAAGACGACGAAAGGCCCGAGAGAGUUUGGUGUCUUCUCAUGGUGGAGGGGAUUGGACUUAUUUUGGACUGCGUUGAUGCAGCGAAGAAGGUUUUUGUUCGAAAGGGUGUUUUUUUCACGACUAGUCUUUGGCCAACUGAGUUGAACGAUAUAGAUCCAGUGUCUGUUUGCAUUAUUUAA